AGGGAGAGAGGGAGUUAGACACAGCAGACGGCUUGUUGGAGAAAACACAUACAUACGCACACAGACACAAACACACAGAGAGACACACUGCUCUCACGGAGGGUGAAUAUCAAGCAAGGGGGGAAAACAAAGUUGUAUUGAUGGUUUGAGGAUCAUUGAAGAGUUUGGGGGCAGUAGGCAAUGGACUGGUGCUGAGAGCGACGGAGAAGAGGCACUCAUGCCGGAGGAUGGGUGAAGAUGAGAAUGGCCCAGAGGAAUGGCAUGUAGGACCUUCCACCAACGCAGCCCGUCUACUUGUGGUGCCCGGCUCGGCAGGCUCCUGCACAAACUCCUGGCCAUGCUCUCCCUUUUCACCCUCUCGCUUUUCUGCUUCUACCUGCUGGCCGGCUGUUGUGACUCCAUCCCGCUGGAGCCCGGCUUGAGCCGGCAGGGACGGCCGAGGAGAACGGUCACAGCGCAGCCCGCGGACGAGGAGCCCUCGUCCGGAUCGUAUACGCCGGUAGCCGGGGACGGCGCUGAACCUCAGCAGGGCAGCGGGGCACCCGAGGCGGGACAACGUGUGGCGGCAGCGGUCCGACCGCUCAACGGCACGGCGAGGGCGGGCGGCCGCUGGUGGUGCGCUCUCCGGCGGCUGCCCGAGGCUCUCAUCAUCGGCGUGAAGAAGGGAGGCACCCGCGCCUUGCUCGAGUUCAUGCGGCUGCACCCGGCCGUCAGGGCGCUGGGCGCCGAGCCGCACUUUUUCGACAGACACUACGCCAAGGGGCUGCAGUGGUACAGGAACCUGAUGCCCAAAGCACUUGAUGGUCAGAUUGUGAUGGAGAAAACGCCCAGAUACUUUGUGACAGCAGAGGCACCAGCCCGCAUUCAUGCUAUGUCCAAGAACACCAAGCUGAUUGUGGUUGUGCGGGACCCAGUGACCAGAGCCAUCUCAGACUAUACCCAGAUCAUCUCAAAAGCAGCGGACAUCCCUGGCUUUGAAACUCUCACUUUCAAAAACAGGACUACGGGUCUGGUUGAUGCAUCAUGGAGCCCAAUAUGGAUUGGGAUCUACGCUCAGCACUUAGAGAACUGGCUGCAGUAUUUCCCCUUGUCACAGAUGCACUUUGUCAGUGGGGAGAGGCUGAUCACUGACCCAGCUGGGGAGCUGGGUAAAGUCCAAGACUUCCUUGGCCUGCAGAGACUUAUAACAGAUGACCACUUCUUCUUUAAUGAGACCAAGGGCUUCCCCUGCCUGAAGAAGCCACAGGGUAAUGGCAAACCUCACUGCCUGGGCAAAACAAAAGGCAGGAUCCAUCCGAACAUUGAUCCAGGAGUGGUCCAGAAACUGCGGGACUUCUACCGCCCCUUUAACAGGCAUUUCUAUCAAAUGACUGGGCAAAACUUUGGCUGGGAGUGAUAGGAGGGCAGGGGAGGUGGGGUGGAGUCCGUGAUGAGGAACUGAACAAUUGCAGAAGCAAAGGAAACUAACCAAGUCCGCAUGUCAAGUCAGAGGUGUAGCACGUUCAUUUAUAAUCCAUAGGAGCUGUGCUGAGACUGUGCGCAUUCUGCAUCUGCUGCUUUACAGAUUUUGAAGAAAUUUCAAAGAACUGUGGACUUUUUCACUCAAUAUUUACCCAAGUCUUCAUCACAUCUUAAAAGGGCAAUGUCCAUCUUGCGAGGACUUUAUUUUUGCUUUCAGUGGUCCCGAGCAAUGGUUGUUGAUUUUUUAAUAUAUACAUAUGUAUAAAUAUAUAUAUAGAUAUCUAUUAAGAGUUAUGUCAUAAAAGUGAGUAACAUCAGGGCUGAUACCUCUAGUUUCUCUUUAGCACUCACUCACUGCACCGCAGGAAAUGUCAUCAUUUUUAUGAAGCAAUGUGUGGGUGUCCUGGGCCACACUGUGCUGUGGAUUAUCACUCUCUUUGUAUCAUUACAGUUACUGCUUUGUUGUAACAGCAACAUCCUGACAUUA
Molecule: messenger RNA, 1948 nt
Organism: Mobula hypostoma (lesser devil ray)
Lineage: Eukaryota; Metazoa; Chordata; Chondrichthyes; Myliobatiformes; Myliobatidae
Gene: hs3st3l
Product: heparan sulfate (glucosamine) 3-O-sulfotransferase 3-like
Exons: 2
Coding region: 257-1396 (379 amino acids)
Molecular function (GO): [heparan sulfate]-glucosamine 3-sulfotransferase activity
Source: RefSeq, a predicted model, not a curated record